Phaethon lepturus (White-tailed tropicbird) is the source of this 1202-nucleotide messenger RNA. Its product is annotated as ephrin type-B receptor 2. Gene Ontology annotation, molecular function: transmembrane-ephrin receptor activity; ATP binding; protein binding. Gene Ontology annotation, biological process: central nervous system projection neuron axonogenesis; angiogenesis; axon guidance. NCBI's taxonomy places the organism in Eukaryota, Metazoa, Chordata, Aves, Phaethontiformes, Phaethontidae. The annotation marks the transcript as partial. Gene Ontology annotation, cellular component: neuron projection. The transcript has 8 exons. The record is from RefSeq and is a predicted model, not a curated record.
CUCCUUCAGCUGUGUCCAUCAUGCACCAGGUCAGCCGCACCGUGGACAGCAUUACCCUCUCAUGGUCUCAGCCUGACCAGCCCAACGGAGUCAUCCUGGAUUAUGAGCUGCAAUAUUAUGAGAAGGAUCUGAGCGAAUUAAAUUCAACAACAGUGAAGAGCCCUACCAACACCGUGGCAGUGCAAAACCUCAAAGCUGGCACCAUCUACGUCUUCCAGGUGCGAGCACGUACUGUGGCCGGGUACGGCCGGUAUAGUGGCAAGAUGUAUUUCCAGACCAUGACUGAAGCUGAGUACCAGACCAGUGUCCAGGAGAAGCUGCCACUCAUCAUCGGCUCCUCUGCAGCAGGACUGGUGUUCCUCAUUGCUGUAGUCGUCAUCAUUAUUGUGUGCAACAGAAGACGGGGGUUUGAGCGUGCUGACUCUGAGUACACCGACAAGCUGCAGCACUAUACCAGUGGCCACAUGACUCCAGGGAUGAAGAUUUACAUUGAUCCAUUCACCUACGAAGAUCCCAAUGAGGCUGUCAGGGAAUUUGCAAAAGAAAUCGAUAUCUCUUGUGUCAAAAUCGAGCAGGUGAUCGGGGCAGGAGAAUUUGGUGAGGUGUGCAGUGGGCAUCUCAAGCUUCCUGGCAAAAGAGAGAUCUUUGUGGCCAUCAAGACCCUGAAGUCUGGUUAUACGGAGAAGCAGAGACGGGACUUCUUGAGUGAAGCCAGCAUCAUGGGGCAGUUCGACCACCCCAAUGUCAUCCACCUGGAGGGGGUGGUGACCAAGAGUUCACCAGUCAUGAUCAUUACUGAGUUCAUGGAGAAUGGCUCACUGGACUCCUUCUUGCGGCAAAACGAUGGGCAGUUCACAGUGAUCCAGCUGGUGGGCAUGUUGCGGGGCAUCGCAGCAGGCAUGAAGUACCUGGCCGAUAUGAACUACGUGCACCGGGACCUGGCUGCCCGCAACAUCCUGGUGAACAGCAAUCUGGUCUGCAAAGUGUCUGACUUCGGCCUCUCCCGUUUCCUGGAGGACGACACCUCUGAUCCCACCUACACCAGUGCACUGGGUGGGAAGAUCCCAAUACGGUGGACAGCACCUGAGGCAAUUCAGUACCGAAAAUUCACAUCGGCUAGUGAUGUGUGGAGCUACGGAAUAGUCAUGUGGGAGGUGAUGUCCUAUGGCGAGCGGCCUUACUGGGAUAUGACCAAUCAAGAU